CGUCCUACCGUGUGUUGCCGCCCGGACAGUAUGAAAGACGAACCAAACACCUCUGAAACCACACGUUUUCCUUUUCUUUUCUCUCUUUUUUUUUAUUUAACACUGUGUGAGUAUAGUCGGCUCAUUAUUCAGUCCACGACAGAGUAAAGGUAGUUAGCAACUGAAAUAACCGAGCGUUUUAUUGGGAGGGUGACAACAACUGAGAGCUGAGUUACCCGACGAGUCAUGCUCCUGGUGGACCCCGGUCUGUACAUUGGCACUGCGGCAGACCUCAAUGACAGCAAGGCAUUGGCUGAUGCAGCCGUCACUCACAUCCUGUCAGUGGACUCCACGGACCCCACUCCUGUGCUUCCUGCCAAUGGGGACCUCCACAGGAAAUGGAUUAAUGUUUUGGAUGAGGUGACCUCUGACCUCCUGAGUCACAUGGACGAAUGCUUCCUGUUCAUUCAGGAGGCUGUGGAUGGAGGCGGAGCUGCACUUGUCCACUGCCAGGCUGGUCGGAGUCGCAGUGCCACCAUCGUUACUGCUUAUCUAAUGAAGAGAUACCAGCUGGGCUUCACCGAGGCUUACUGCAGACUCAAGAGAGUCAAACAGGAUGUGCAGGUCAACAGCGGUUUUGAGGAGCAGUUGUGUCUGUAUGAAGCCAUGCAUUGUAAAGUGGAUGCCUCCAGUCCUCUGUACAAACAGUACAGACUGACCAAAGUUACUGAGAAGUACCCUGAGUUGCAGCAUGUUCCGAGGGAGCUGUUUGCCGUUGACCCUGCCCACUCCAGUUCCUCUGAAGUGUCCUACCGCUGCAGGAAGUGCAGAAGAACUCUGUUUCGUGACUCCAGCAUUCUCAGUCACCCAGUUGGAGAAGGAGCGUCAGCCUUUGGUCACAAGAAGACCAAUAACCUCUCUGGAGACGUCCAGUGUACGUCUUACUUCAUUGAACCGGUGCAGUGGAUGGAACAAGCUUUACUUGGAGUGAUGGAUGGUCAGCUGCUGUGUCCUAAGUGUAGCUCUAAGCUGGGCUCAUUCAGCUGGUGCGGUGAUCAGUGUUCGUGUGGUCGCUGGGUCACUCCCGCCUUCCAGCUGCAUCGCAACAGAGUGGACGAGAUCCGACAGCUGAAAAUACAGAAAUAGUGCUACACACACACACACACACACAGUGUGACAACAACAAAUGAAGUGAUGAGAAGAACUUUUUUUUAUUUAGGAAAAGUAUGGGCCCUGAAAAAAUCACAAGAGGACAUGUUGGAAGUUGACAAAAAAAGAAUUGCAACUCUAAAAUUCUUUGUUUUAUAGUUACUUCCAGCUCAUUGUUUAGCUGUCUGGCCCACCACUUUGCUGAUUUUGAUCACUCUCACUGCUCUCACAGUGUCAUCUUCAGCCACAACAGGCAGACGUUUUUCCAUAAAAAGCUCGAAGUGUCCCAUUGGACACUAGCUGCUCAGCACCAAACAGCAGACAGACACAGUUAGAGAUGAGGUGAUGAACAUAGGGAAGUAUUUAGCAGCUGGAGAGACAGAUCUUUUACUCAGGAGUUGGUGCAGACCAAAAUCAGAGCUUAAAAGAGAGUGAAUAUUGAACUUAAAUGGACACAAACAUGACUCCAUAUGAAUGAGGAUGUCGCUUAGUAACUGCUGGAUGUGUAAAUAAUCAACAAGUUCACUUGGAAUAAAUGUUAUCAUGGUGAUAAUAUUUCAAUUUUGUGUUUGCAGCUUGUUUCCACUGCCCUCAAGUGGCCAGAUAUAAGUCCAAUAUGUACUCUCCUUCAGCUCUGUUUUUAGCUAAAGGAAGUAAUAAAGCUCCAAAAGAGUCAUCAACCUUCACAUUACACACAUUUGCUUGCAAAAUACCACAUUGCUUACAUCAUCUCAAUUGAGAAAGCACUUGUCCUAUCAGUGUACAUUAUGUAUCCAUGGAAUCGGGACCGUUGCUUAGACAAUAAGACAAUUUAAAGACAUCUCUGAAUGGUUGCUGAUAUGUUAAGAGUUGCUGCCCUAACAGCAAUGGGGUAACAGCUUACUGAAGGUUGUCGGGGUCCAUACUGAACGCAUUAGAGCAAAGGUAUUUUAUACCAGUAAUAUCCCAAUACAAGGAUGAUCCAAUUAACACAACCUGUUUCUAAGUCUGUAAGUAUGCCUGAUGGCUGUUCAGUAACACACACGAUGUAAAUAAAUGAAAAAUAAAAGCAUUUGUAUGUAUCAA
Messenger RNA from Scatophagus argus, 2193 nucleotides. It is a transcript of the gene dusp12, whose product is annotated as dual specificity phosphatase 12. Gene Ontology annotation, biological process: protein dephosphorylation. The transcript has 8 exons. Gene Ontology annotation, molecular function: protein tyrosine/serine/threonine phosphatase activity. NCBI's taxonomy places the organism in Eukaryota, Metazoa, Chordata, Actinopteri, Scatophagidae. The record is from RefSeq and is a predicted model, not a curated record. Gene Ontology annotation, cellular component: nucleus. Bases 226 to 1125 code for a protein of 299 amino acids.